Molecule: messenger RNA, 3022 nt
Organism: Equus caballus (horse)
Lineage: Eukaryota; Metazoa; Chordata; Mammalia; Perissodactyla; Equidae
Source: RefSeq, a predicted model, not a curated record
GCCUUCCCAGAGUGCACCGCGGCCUCAGGCUGCGUGGUUCCUCUUCUCGGCCGCUCCGGAGAGGGCAGACCAUGGACGGGCUGCGGGCUAGCUCCGGGCUCUUGAGACGCGGGCGGUUGAGGCGCCGGCGCCAGCCACAGCCACACAGCGGGUCGGUCCUGGCCCUGCCCUUGAGGCCCAGGAAGAUCCGAAGGCAGCUGAGGAGAAGUGUUGCGUCCCGCAUGGCCGCGCUGAGGGCCCAGACGCUCCCGAGCGAGGACUCGGAGGACUCGAGGGUGGAGUCGACGGUGGACGAUCCCGGAGACCCGCUGCCUGCUGGGGCGGCGGCCAUUCCGGAUGCAGCCCGGCGGGAGCCGUACGGCCACCUGGGGCCUGCAGAGCUGCUGGAGGCCUCGCCCGCGGCCCGCUCCCUGCAGACCCCGCCGGCGCGCCUGAUGGAGGCGCCCGCCCUGCCCGCGCGCCUGGUGCCGGCUUCCGCGCCGCCUGCGCGCCUGGUGGAGGUGCCCGGCGCGCCAGCGCACGCGGUGGAGACCUCGGCCCUGCUGUGCUCUGCCCAGCACUUGGCGGCCGCCCCACCGACCGUGGUCCCUGCGACGCUCUCGGGGCCGCAGGUGGACAGCACGGGCGGGGAGCUGUCCUGGGACUCCCCGCUGCUGCGCGUCUUGGCCGAGCUGAACCGCAUCCCCAGCAGCCGGCGGCGGGCGGCGCGCCUGUUUGAGUGGCUCAUCUCACCCAUGCCGCCGGAUCAUUUCUAUCGGCGCCUGUGGGAGCGGGAGGCGGUGCUGGUGCGGCGGCAGGACCACACCUACUACCAGGGUCUUUUCUCUACCGCCGACCUGGACUCCAUGCUGCGCAACGAGGAGGUGCAGUUCGGGCAGCACCUGGACGCCGCGCGCUACAUCAACGGGCGGCGAGAGACCCUGAACCCGCCGGGCCGCGCCCUGCCCGCCGCCGCGUGGUCCCUGUACCAGGCCGGCUGCUCCCUGCGCCUCCUCUGUCCGCAGGCUUUCUCGACCACCGUGUGGCAGUUUUUGGCUGUGCUCCAGGAGCAGUUUGGCAGCAUGGCAGGCUCCAACAUUUACCUCACGCCCCCCAACUCGCAAGGUUUUGCCCCCCACUACGACGACAUCGAGGCUUUUGUGCUGCAGCUGGAAGGUAGGAAACUCUGGCGUGUCUACCGACCCCGGAUCCCCACUGAGGAACUGGCCCUGACAUCCAGCCCCAACUUCAGCCAGGAUGACCUCGGUGAGCCAGUGCUGCAGACCGUGCUGGAACCUGGAGAUUUGCUCUAUUUUCCUCGGGGCUUCAUCCACCAAGCCGAAUGCCAGGAUGGAGUGCACUCUCUGCACCUCACUUUGUCCACGUACCAGCGCAAUACCUGGGGCGACUUCCUGGAGGCCGUACUGCCUCUGGCAGUGCAGGCUGCAAUGGAAGAAAAUGUGGAGUUUCGUAGGGGUCUGCCCCGAGACUUCAUGGAUUACAUGGGGGCCCAGCAUUCGGAUUCUAAGGAUCCGCGAAGAACUGCUUUCAUGGAGAAGGUGCGGGUUUUGGUUGCCCGCUUGGGACACUUUGCCCCGGUCGAUGCGGUGGCUGACCAGCGAGCCAAAGACUUCAUCCACGAUUCUCUGCCCCCUGUGUUGACUGAUAGGGAAAGGGCACUAAGUGUUUAUGGGCUCCCAAUUCGUUGGGAGGCUGGAGAACCUGUAAACGUGGGGGCCCAGUUGACAACAGAAACAGAAGUGCACAUGCUUCAGGAUGGGAUAGCUCGGCUGGUGGGAGAGGGAGGCCAUUUGUUUCUCUAUUAUACAGUGGAAAACUCUCGUGUUUAUCAUCUGGAGGAACCUAAGUGCUUGGAGAUAUACCCCCAGCAAGCUGAUGCCAUGGAACUCUUGCUCCGCUCCUACCCAGAGUUUGUAAGAGUAGGGGACCUGCCCUGUGACAGUGUGGAGGACCAGCUUUCUUUGGCAACCAUGUUAUAUGACAAGGGGCUGCUGCUCACCAAGAUGCCUCUCACCUGAACUGUUUCUUGUUGAUUGCUGAAAACAAGACAGUAGUGAUUCUCUCCUACCAUUACCACCUUUUUGGGGGAAAAACUCAUGUUCUUACCUUGAUAACCAUCAAUGUGCUCACAUUUACCUUUAUGACUUCUUCAAUGUCACAAAUCUCAAAUGAUCUUCUAGGAACCACCACCUCAUCUAGGCACAAAAUAAAAGCAGAAGUUGGAGGUGGAAAUAAGGAGCUACUUAUGCAGAAGUGACCUUGGUCCCUGAUAAUUUCAGAGCACCGACUUCAUCAUCACCCUCAGGCUUCAGUGUACUGUGUAGCACUUGCUGGGUCAUUCUGCUUGAGACAUUAGAAGUUUUUAUUUGGAAUUUGCAUCCUUCAUUUGAGUUCUCUUUCAUCAAUUUGGGGGGAGGGUUGGGUUGGAAGAAACUUACCCAAAUCUGGCAAGUGAAUAUUCUCAUGGUUGGUGGAAAAGAGCCUGGUGUACCAGAGAGCACUGGACUUGGAACCAGAAGACCUGGGUUUGGGGUGGUGGCUGGUAGGCAGCUGGCUGAAUGACCUGAGGCUGCUGCUACGCCUGGGCACACAGAUUUUAGUGGGCACCUGCUGCCAAACAGGCUGCCCGUCGAACUGCCAUGAAGUCAUCAGAGAAGCAGUUCAGGAAGCUUGGGAGAAGCUUGGCGGUCAUGAGCUUGAGCCUACCAAUCAGGGAGAGGGCUUCCACACGCUCCUGGGGAUUUCCUUGACUCAGCUUGACUCUGUAAGGCACAGGUGCUUUUAUUUUCCCUCCUUAAACUUUUGGUGCCCCCCUCCACCCCACUAAUGCCCUCAGGAUAAAAUCCAACCUCUGUAGGCUCUCUAUUGUUCAUUCCCACCCUUUCCUAGUCAGCCUUAUGCCCAUUAGGUUAAGUUUCACUGCGCAAAGACCUCAACUCUCUCGUUUACUUGAAUCCCUAUGACCCAGCAUAUGCUAGGCACUAAGCUAUCUUGACUGAAUAAAGGAAACAUUCAACAUGCA